Molecule: messenger RNA, 1232 nt
Organism: Nylanderia fulva
Lineage: Eukaryota; Metazoa; Arthropoda; Insecta; Hymenoptera; Formicidae
Source: RefSeq, a predicted model, not a curated record
AAUCAAUCGCUCCGAAACGCAAAUGUCUGACGCUGUAAACUCGAAAAGAGAAUGAUAAAUUUGACUUACACACUUUUCUGUAUAAUAAAAAACGUAUAGAGUCCUCAAUUCGCAUAUAAUUGUAAAGAAUUCCGUGUCGAAUAUAAUGAUGAAUAUACUAAUUCGCAUGAAUGUUAUUAGGAUUAUCGACCUUAAAGCUCGUCGCCGUGCGCUUUUCCUCCUGACUUCCCGUGGGCUGUAGAUGCGUAUAAGAAGAUGUCGAAUCAAGGCUUUGUCGUCGCAGAAUUCCCGGAUGGUAUUCAAGUAAUACCAAAAAUUUGGUUGCAAAAUAAAGAUGAAUGCAAAUAUCCCUCGCAUUUUAAGACGGAUAUAAAAAUCCGAAAAGCGGUAGAGAAACAGGAGAUACCAAAGUUUGAUUGGCCCGCAUUAGAAGUUAUAAGAAUUUUUGGCGAAUAUUCGUCCUUACAGAAGGCUUAUGCGAAGGCAGAGAAAGCUUUAUACACGUCAGAUAUGGACACGGAAAAGGAAGCAAAAUAUUACCGAAAACAUAGAGCGAGAAAAAUUUACUCUUCGUCGGAAAGCGAAGAAGAGUCUGGUGUAAAUUUGCCACCUGCUCCAUGUCCUCCUGCAAAACAUCAACGACUCAACGAUUCAGAUGUAUCUCGGAUACAAUGUAAAACUACAUCCAAUGUACGCUCUUCCGAAAAAUCACAAUCAUCGCAAAUUACAAACUCGAGCUCCCAUUCAUCAUUUUUACAAGCUUCGCCUAUUAAUGAAGAUAGGAAUGGAGAUGAUUUCGGUGCUUCAUGUGAAACAGAUGCUGAGGAACAUAUGCCGCGUACUAUUAUUGCUCCAAGAGAGAAAACUCGAGAUGGCUUGAUACAUGCCCAUGGUCGGUCAGACAAUGAAUAUUCGCAUAACAGCCCUAUAAUAAAAGGGAAAAAUCGAAUUAAUUCGACACAUAAUCGGUAUGACACCAUCGAUCCACCAUUGACGCCAUCGAUCGGCUCGAGACAUAAUGACAAUGAUGCGGGAAAAAUUGGCCGAGCUACUAAGAAUAAGUAUACGUACAGAGAAAUUGAAAAGGAAAAGGAAAAUUUUAAUAAUCAAUUUUCACACGCAGAAGGUCCAAUUGGUAAGUAAAGCUGCGUUCGGGAACAUCACGCGGAUGCACACCGGCCGCUGAAAAUUUAUACUAUGCGUUAGGCCUGUUCUACAAUAGAGUCGUAAGC